CAGCGUCAACGAGGGAGAAACGAAGAGGGAAUACGGUGUGUACUCCACCAACGGUCACUUCUGCCUCGCCGUCACACGGUCACAGAAAAUAGAAGACGGUCAAAGCAAAGACAGGCUACGCACGGCUAUUGUGAUAGGAGGCCGAGUAUAGUCUAUCCAUCUGACUGACUGACGCAGCCACCGCAGUGGAAUUCAACACGGCCAGCGCUGCAGGCUUAGCCAGGAUGGAUUGCCAUGAGUCGACAGGUAUAAGGCCUCUCUGAAGGGGAGCUGAUCAGAGCCUUCGUCCAGCCAGAGAGGCACCUCAUUGGCCAAGCUGGUCACCAUGACGCUCCUUCUUCUUCUGCGGUCGUCCAUGCUGUUGGCCUGCUGCUUCGUCUGGCCAAUCGCAGUGCAAGGUUCUCCGCUAACUCCCGCCCCCAGCGCCCCGACCCCAGACAUACUGCCUGUGAAUCACACCCCGGACGUCCUGCUGCGCUCCAUGCGUGCCAUCCGACGGACUGACGUAGCGCGCUCGCUACAACCCGUGGAUAGAGACGCUCAGUUCGUAUCCACUCCGCCCCCAGCCCUCCAGCACAACGACGUAAUAGAGGAAACCGUCGUAGAGUCGCACAGAAGUGCAGACACUGACAGCCGUGCAGUUUCUCACUCUGACACACAAGCUCCAGCUGCCUCUGAUUCUAAUGACGCAGCUGGCCCAGUUCAGUCAUCCGGUAAUGCGGAUGUUGGAAAUGGGCUCUCCUCUUCCUCAAGUCUUCAUCCUGCCACCGAGUCUUCCACACUAACGGGGGCUCCGUCACUCAGGAACGGCCAUGUGGGGCCGGCCAGACUGCCGGCCUCCCCUGCGCAGGCCAGCCCAGAGAGCAGGCCGGUCCUCAGGCCAGCCCAGACCACAGUGCUGGCGAUGCUGAUAACCCAGGGACCAAUAGGAUCUCCCAGCACAGCAGGGGAUCCCCCUGUGCACCCGCCACCCGCGGCCGGAUCAGGGGAUCAGGCCAUUCCAGUCCUCAAGGAGACAGGUGGCGGGGACUCUGAGACGCUCACAGACACAGCUGGGCCCCCUUCCACUGUGAGUCAGCCGUUACCGCCACCCGGGACGCUAACUAGCGUUAGUAGCACACUGACCAAAAUGGCGGAGGCGCAGCCCGGGCCUACUGCUAGCAUCCUGCUGCGCGCUAGCAGCAGCUCAACGACGAGAGCAACAAGAGCUAGCACCAAGACACCUCUGCCGGAGAGAAACGCAACGACCACAGCACAGACGUCAUCAGGAGGAGCAGACAGCACAGGGAGUUUUGCACCAGGUGAGUGAAAUAUGUCCAGUCAAGACAUCCUAACCUUCG
Engraulis encrasicolus (European anchovy) is the source of this 1340-nucleotide messenger RNA. RefSeq lists its product as uncharacterized. The coding region runs from base 326 to 1309 and encodes 327 amino acids. NCBI's taxonomy places the organism in Eukaryota, Metazoa, Chordata, Actinopteri, Clupeiformes, Engraulidae. The transcript has 2 exons. The record is from RefSeq and is a predicted model, not a curated record.